Messenger RNA from Monodelphis domestica (gray short-tailed opossum), 2650 nucleotides. It is a transcript of the gene NAB2, whose product is annotated as NGFI-A binding protein 2. Gene Ontology annotation, biological process: negative regulation of DNA-templated transcription. Gene Ontology annotation, molecular function: transcription factor binding; transcription coregulator activity. NCBI's taxonomy places the organism in Eukaryota, Metazoa, Chordata, Mammalia, Didelphimorphia, Didelphidae. The record is from RefSeq and is a predicted model, not a curated record. Gene Ontology annotation, cellular component: nucleus.
CCUGCAGUCUCGGCCAGUCUCUCCCUCCCUUCUCUCUCCCGGGCUGAGGUCCCGGCGCCCGCCCACCGCCUCCAGCUUUGCCCACGCCCCCAGCCCGCCCGGCAACCAGCGCAGCGCCGGGCCCGCUCCCCCGUGCGUCCUGCGGGGGAGGAGGCGGCAAGCGCAGCCGGGGAGGGGGGCAGAGGCACCGAGACAGCCACAGAAAGAGGAGACGUGGAGCCAGGGACCGAGCCCGGGCAGCGGCGGGCACUAGCCGGAGCACUGGGCACCGAGCUCCUGGGAGAGAUCAAGGCGGCCUGGAAACGGCGAAGGGUACCCCGGAGGGUCUCCUACCGUCCAUGCACAGGGUGCCCUCCCCUCCAGCUGAGCAGCCGCCGGGCGGAGGGGACAGCGCCCGCCGGACUCCGCAGCCUCGAGCCAAGCCCAGUACUCCAACCAUGGCACUGCCCCGGACACUGGGGGAGCUGCAGCUGUACCGGGUCCUGCAGCGGGCCAACCUCUUGUCCUACUAUGAGACCUUCAUCCAGCAGGGGGGGGACGACGUUCAGCAGCUGUGUGAGGCAGGGGAAGAAGAAUUCCUGGAGAUCAUGGCGUUGGUGGGCAUGGCCACCAAGCCUCUCCAUGUCCGGCGCUUGCAGAAGGCAUUAAGGGAGUGGGCCACCAACCCAGGGCUCUUCAGUCAGCCUGUGCCCGCAGUGCCUGUCUCCAGCAUCCCUCUCUUUAAGAUUUCCGAGACAGCAGGUGGUCGCAAAGGAAGCAUAAGCAAUGGACAUGGAAGUCCGGGAGACAAGGCAGGCAGUGCUCGAAGCUUCAGCCCCAAGAGCCCGCUGGAACUGGGAGAGAAGCUGUCUCCCUUGCCCGGGGGCCAGGGAGGCGGAGACCCUCGAGUCUGGGCAGGGGGAAGCACCCCUGAGUCGGACGUUGGCGCUGGUGGAGAGGAAGAGGCCAGCUCGCCUCCUUUCUCCCCGCCUGCUGGGGGUGGGGUGUCAGAAGGGCCUGGAUCCGGUGGGGUAGGGGGUGGUUCUGAUCGGCUCGAACCAGAGAUGGUCCGAAUGGUGAUCGAGAGUGUGGAGCGACUCAUCAGGAGCUUCCCUCGGGGAGAUGCUGGGGAGGUGACGUCCCUUCUCAAGCUCAAUAAGAAGCUGGCGCGAAGUGUGGGGCACAUCUUUGAGAUGGAUGACAAUGACAGCCAUAAAGAAGAGGAAAUCCGGAAAUACAGCAUUAUCUAUGGACGAUUUGACUCCAAGCGCAGGGAGGGCAAACAACUCAGUCUGCAUGAGUUGACCAUCAACGAGGCAGCUGCCCAGUUCUGCAUGAGAGACAACACACUCCUACUCCGGAGAGUGGAGCUCUUCUCCCUGUCUCGUCAGGUGGCCAGGGAGAGUACCUACCUCUCCUCUCUGAAGGGCUCCAGGUUACACGCUGAAGAGAUGGGAGGGCCACCCUUGAAGAAACUCAAGCAAGAGGUUGGGGAGCAGAGUCACUCCGAAAUUCUCCAGCCACCCCCAGGACCCGAGUCCUACGGCCCACUGUACCGCCCCAGCUUGGAGGAGGACAGUGCCAGCCUGUCUGGGGAGAGUCUAGAUGGCCACUUACAAGCUGUGGGGUGCCCCAGGCUGACGCCUCCCCCUGCUGACCUGCCCCUGGCACUGCCCGCCCAUGGGUUGUGGAGCCGCCACAUCCUGCAGCAGACGCUGAUGGACGAGGGGCUGCGGCUUGCCCGCCUUGUCUCCCACGACCGUGUGGGCAGGCUCAGCCCUUGUCUGCCUGCGAAGCCACCCCUCGCAGAGUUUGAAGAGGGCUUGUUGGAACGGUGUCCUGCCCCGGGGACCCACCCAGCCCUCGUGGAGGGCAGAAGGGCCAGCGUGAAGGUGGAGGCCGAGGCCAGCCGGCAGUGAGGGAUGUCUACCCUGGGCUAGACCCCUGGACCUCUGCUUCCCACAGAUCCUGGACUCUCAGAUCCCUGGAAUCUAGCCCUCUGAUCCUCCACAGACCCUCCCAUCUGCCUCCCCUGCUCCAUGGGCAUUGGACAGCGGGGCAUCAAGCAAUAAGGCAGCCAGAACAAGGGCAGAAUCUGGUGCCCUUGGAGGGAAGGGGAUUCCGUGGGAACUCUGCCUCUCAAACACCUCUCCUGGACAUUCUGGGGCGGCGCCUCCUCCCUCCAUCUCUCACACAUUCUAGUUUUGAACCCCUGUCUUGACAGGUAAAUAGUUUGGAUGCUAGGGGAAAUGGAGCCAUUCUGGAAGGGUCUCGAAGCCGAGAGUAGAAACUGUUUUCUCGGCCUAAGUGGGGGAGCCCUGAGAACCUUGGCCUUCCCCCCAACUUCCCUCCCUCCUCUCCAUAUUUGUGUUUCUAGUUUGUCUCUUUAAUUUAACAAACGCUGCAGUUUACUCCCACCCCCUCAAAAGAAAAAAACUCCCAUCCGUCAUCUCUCAUCCCCCACUCACCCGGGGGCGCUGUGGGCUCCCCUGUAAAAACCAGCCCUUCCCUUGCUCCCUGUGGAGGGCCUGGGUUGGAUUCAGUUCUCCCCCCACCCGGGACUGAACUACAGCGUCUGUGUGAGCAGUUAGAACAUCUCUUCUUUCGCACCGUGUACAGUAGAUUAUUUAUUUUGUUAUUUUGGAAUAAAAUUUAUUUUAUGGCUUAGGAA